AUGGCCAAAGCAAUCGGUGUGGAGCUUGAAUGGAGCAUGAAAACAAACAUGGAAUUAAUCCAUGACUCUGUGUCGGAGCAAUGCUUUACCGAUUAUCUGAUACUUGGACCCUUGGAGGCAAUCAUACGAGUGGAAUCAACUUGCAUAUUGCAGAUCUUUUCGUCAUUCGAACAAUAA
This is a messenger RNA of Sclerotinia sclerotiorum 1980 UF-70, 177 nucleotides long. RefSeq lists its product with no specific name. The record is from RefSeq and is a predicted model, not a curated record. The coding region runs from base 1 to 177 and encodes 58 amino acids. NCBI's taxonomy places the organism in Eukaryota, Fungi, Ascomycota, Leotiomycetes, Helotiales, Sclerotiniaceae. The transcript has a single exon.